Messenger RNA from Fusarium keratoplasticum, 999 nucleotides. RefSeq lists its product as uncharacterized. The record is from RefSeq and is a predicted model, not a curated record. Lineage: Eukaryota; Fungi; Ascomycota; Sordariomycetes; Hypocreales; Nectriaceae. The transcript has a single exon. The coding region runs from base 1 to 999 and encodes 332 amino acids.
AUGAAGUUCUCCGUCGCUUCUGCCGUCCUGGCCUCCAUCGCCUCCGUCUACGGUCACUACACCUUUGACCAGCUUGUUGUCAACGAUGCCCUCGAGGGAACCGCCAACACCUACAUUCGCAAGCACCAGAACGGCUACAUGCCCACCAAGUUCAAGAACCCUCCUUCCGGCUCCAUCACUCCUCUCGACGCCGACUUCUCCUGCAACAAGGGAGCCGUCCCUGCUGCACAGGUCUUCAAGGUCAAGGCUGGCGACAAGGUUGGCCUGAAGAUGGCAUACGGUGGUACCGGCAUGGCACACCCCGGACCUUCCCAGGUCUAUGUCAGCCCCGUCGAUAAUGCCGCCAGCAGUGACGGCAGCGGUGACUGGUACAAGAUCCACCAGACCCUGAUUUGCAAGGCUGGAAGCGCUGAGUCGCUGCGCACUGAUGCUUGGUGCACCUGGAUGGAGGACCAAGUUUGGUUCAACGUGCCUUCAUCCAUCCCCGAUGGCCAGUACCUCGUCCGUGGCGAGCACAUUGGUCUCCAUGGCGCCCACGGCGGCGAGGCCGAGUUCUACUAUGCCUGCGCCCAGAUUGAGGUUGCUGGCAACAGCGCCACCAGCAUGCCCGGCCAGAGCGUCAAGAUUCCCGGUGUCUACAAGGAGUCCGACGAGGCUGUCAACUUCAGCCUUUGGGGAUCUUCCACCUCAUACCCCGUCGCCCCUGGUCCUGAUGUCAUUCCUGGUGGCACCAUCCGUGGUACUGCUGAUGGCGCCACUGGCGAUGUUACCGAGACCGUCGCCGGUGGCGAGUCGGACUCUGGCUCUGCUCCUGUCGAUACUCCUGCCCCUACUUCCGCCCAGGACGAUACUACCGCUCCUGCUGCCACUUCUGCUGCCCCUGCUCCUAAUGCCACUGGUUUCGACACUGAUGCCGGAUCAGCCAGCCCCUCGACCGGCUCUGGCCGCGGAUGCUCUUCCGGCUUCCAUGCUCGCCGCAUGAGGUCUCUGAAGGCUUAA